AUGGACAGUGUUCGUGCCGGACCUUUCGGCCAGCUGUUCCGUCCAGACAACUUUGUCUUCGGCCAAACUGGAGCAGGAAACAACUGGGCUAAAGGUCACUACACUGAGGGAGCUGAGUUGAUCGACUCCGUGCUUGAUGUCGUUCGCAAGGAGGCCGAAGGUUGUGAUUGCCUUCAGGGAUUUCAGCUUUGCCAUUCCCUUGGUGGAGGCACUGGUGCAGGCAUGGGAACACUCUUGAUUUCCAAGGUGCGAGAAGAGUACCCAGACCGUAUCAUGGAAACAUUCUCCGUGAUUCCUUCACCAAAGGUGUCGGACACGGUGGUGGAGCCAUACAACGCGGUCUUGAGCUUUCAUCAGUUGGUGGAGAACUCGGAUGAGUCCUUCCUGCUUGACAACGAAGCAUUGUACGAUAUUUGCCGCAUGUCCACCAAGGAGGUUGACGAGCAAAUGUUGAACGUUCAGAACAAGAACUCUUCCUACUUUGUUGAGUGGAUCCCCAACAACAUCAAGGCAUCCGUGUGCGACAUCCCACCGAAGGGUCUCAAGAUGGCAGUUGCAUUUGCGGGCAACUCCACUGCGAUUCAGGAGAUGUUCAAGAGGGUGGCAGAGUACUUCACUGCCAUGUUCCGCCGAAAGGCUUUCUUGCACUGGUACACUGGUGAGGGUAUGGACGAGAUGGAGUUCACUGAGGCCGAGUCCAACAUGAACGAUUUGGUCUCUGAGUACCAGCAGUACCAGGAUGCCACUGCUGAAGAAGAGGGUGAGUUCGAUGAGGUGCUUGCCCCUUGUGAGUCAAAGGAUACUGAGGGAGGACAGUGCGGCAACCAGAUCGGUGCAAAGUUCUGGGAGGUCAUUGCAGAUGAACACGGCAUUGACCCAACCGGAACAUACCAUGGUGACUCCGACUUGCAGCUUGAACGCAUCAAUGUAUAUUUCAACGAAGCAACUGGUGGGCGCUAUGUGCCUCGUGCCGUCUUGAUGGAUCUUGAGCCAGGAACUAUGGACAGUGUUCGCGCCGGACCUUUCGGCCAGCUGUUCCGUCCAGACAACUUUGUCUUCGGCCAAACUGGAGCAGGAAACAACUGGGCUAAAGGUCACUACACUGAGGGAGCUGAGUUGAUCGACUCCGUGCUUGAUGUCGUUCGCAAGGAGGCCGAAGGUUGUGAUUGCCUUCAGGGAUUUCAGCUUUGCCAUUCCCUUGGUGGAGGCACUGGUGCAGGCAUGGGAACACUCUUGAUUUCCAAGGUGCGAGAAGAGUACCCAGACCGUAUCAUGGAAACAUUCUCCGUGAUUCCUUCACCAAAGGUGUCGGACACGGUGGUGGAGCCAUACAACGCGGUCUUGAGCUUUCAUCAGUUGGUGGAGAACUCGGAUGAGUCCUUCCUGCUUGACAACGAAGCAUUGUACGAUAUUUGCUUCCGCACUUUGAAGCUGACCACACCAACAUACGGUGACCUGAACCACUUGGUGUCUGCUGCUAUGAGUGGUGUGACCUGCUGCUUGCGUUUCCCAGGACAGCUGAACUGCGACUUGCGCAAGAUUGCAGUGAACCUUGUGCCAUUCCCACGUUUGCACUUCUUCAUGACUGGCUUUGCACCAUUGACCUCCCGUGGUUCUCAGCAGUAUCGUGCAUUGACCGUGCCCGAGCUGACCCAGCAGAUGUUCGAUGCCAAGAACAUGAUGUGCGCUGCUGAUCCUCGUCAUGGCCGCUACUUGACGGCAGCCGCCCUGUUCCGAGGCCGCAUGUCCACCAAGGAGGUUGACGAGCAAAUGUUGAACGUUCAGAACAAGAACUCUUCCUACUUUGUUGAGUGGAUCCCCAACAACAUCAAGGCAUCCGUGUGCGACAUCCCACCAAAGGGUCUCAAGAUGGCAGUGGCGUUUGCGGGUAACUCCACUGCGAUUCAGGAGAUGUUCAAGAGGGUGGCAGAGUACUUCACUGCCAUGUUCCGCCGAAAGGCUUUCUUGCACUGGUACACCGGUGAGGGUAUGGACGAGAUGGAGUUCACUGAGGCCGAGUCCAACAUGAACGAUUUGGGAGGGCAGUGCGGCAACCAGAUCGGUGCAAAGUUCUGGGAGGUCAUUGCAGAUGAACACGGCAUUGACCCAACCGGAACAUACCAUGGUGACUCCGACUUGCAGCUUGAACGCAUCAAUGUAUAUUUCAACGAAGCAACUGGUGGGCGCUAUGUGCCUCGUGCCGUCUUGAUGGAUCUUGAGCCAGGAACUAUGGACAGUGUUCGCGCCGGACCUUUCGGCCAGCUGUUCCGUCCAGACAACUUUGUCUUCGGCCAAACUGGAGCAGGAAACAACUGGGCUAAAGGUCACUACACUGAGGGAGCUGAGUUGAUCGACUCCGUGCUUGAUGUCGUUCGCAAGGAGGCCGAAGGUUGUGAUUGCCUUCAGGGAUUUCAGCUUUGCCAUUCCCUUGGUGGAGGCACUGGUGCAGGCAUGGGAACACUCUUGAUUUCCAAGGUGCGAGAAGAGUACCCAGACCGUAUCAUGGAAACAUUCUCCGUGAUUCCUUCACCAAAGGUGUCGGACACGGUGGUGGAGCCAUACAACGCGGUCUUGAGCUUUCAUCAGUUGGUGGAGAACUCGGAUGAGUCCUUCCUGCUUGACAACGAAGCAUUGUACGAUAUUUGCUUCCGCACUUUGAAGCUGACCACACCAACAUACGGUGACCUGAACCACUUGGUGUCUGCUGCUAUGAGUGGUGUGACCUGCUGCUUGCGUUUCCCAGGACAGCUGAACUGCGACUUGCGCAAGAUUGCAGUGAACCUUGUGCCAUUCCCACGUUUGCACUUCUUCAUGACUGGCUUUGCACCAUUGACCUCCCGUGGUUCUCAGCAGUAUCGUGCAUUGACCGUGCCCGAGCUGACCCAGCAGAUGUUCGAUGCCAAGAACAUGAUGUGCGCUGCUGAUCCUCGUCAUGGCCGCUACUUGACGGCAGCCGCCCUGUUCCGAGGCCGCAUGUCCACCAAGGAGGUUGACGAGCAAAUGUUGAACGUUCAGAACAAGAACUCUUCCUACUUUGUUGAGUGGAUCCCCAACAACAUCAAGGCAUCCGUGUGCGACAUCCCACCAAAGGGUCUCAAGAUGGCAGUGGCGUUUGCGGGUAACUCCACUGCGAUUCAGGAGAUGUUCAAGAGGGUGGCAGAGUACUUCACUGCCAUGUUCCGCCGAAAGGCUUUCUUGCACUGGUACACCGGUGAGGGUAUGGACGAGAUGGAGUUCACUGAGGCGGAGUCCAACAUGAACGAUUUGGUCUCUGAGUACCAGCAGUACCAGGAUGCCACUGCUGAAGAAGAGGGUGAGUUCGAUGAGGAAGAGGGUGAAUAUGAUGGAUGA
Molecule: messenger RNA, 3351 nt
Organism: Cladocopium goreaui
Lineage: Eukaryota; Dinophyceae; Suessiales; Symbiodiniaceae
Source: the annotation of a GenBank genome assembly